AUGAAAAUUAUUUUAUAUAUUGCUAUAACAACAUACAUCGUAUUAAAUACAGCAAAUGCAUUUGAUACAAAAUACACAUUGCUCCAGCCACCAGCAGAUACCGAAAUAGUUGAUGAAUCGUACACACCUGGUAGCUUCUCAUAUAAAUUUGUUAGCGGUGAGGCAUUUCCAGUUGAUUCCACUACCACGGACCUUAUAGGCACAACACUGGCACCUCCAUUCCUUGUAUCAUCAACGUUCAAGUCAUAUACAAGCAAAUCCUUCUGCGUAUUUUCUAUAAAACAAAAUGAUGUUAUCGUUUUGAGCUUAUGUUUACAACCAGCUGGAAAGAAUGUUUCAAGAAUCACACUCAGAACCGAAUUAUAUACACCAAGCGAAUCAAUAUAUUACUUAUUCAAUGAGAAUUAUAAAGAUAAUUGGAUCAAAAUAGUGAUGUAUGUCCAUGAUGAUACUGCGGACUUGUACGUGAACUGCAGUAAGCAACCAAAUCUGCUGUACCUGGAGAAACAUUUAGACAGUAUAUCGCUGACGGAUCGGAUGGAGAUCCUUGUAGCUGUAUCACAGAGAUAUAAAUUUGAGGGUCUCAUAGAAGAAAUAAACUUACACACUAACGCCGACGAGGAUACUUUAAAGUUAGUAUGUGAAAAGAUUACAUCAUACACUGAUCCACUUGGGCCAAGUCUAGUAACCACUACUGUCAUAGUUCCUCCUACAACAGAAGGUCCUUCACCGCCUGAAAAAGGUGAAAAAGGAGAAAGGGGAGACCAAGGAGAAAGAGGAAUACAAGGCCUUAAAGGCGAAGUAGGUGCACCAGGUGUUAAAGGAAUUAAAGGCGAAAAGGGAGAUAAAGGUGAUCUUGGACAGAAAGGUGAUUUGGGACCUCAAGGACCACUUGGACCAGUAGGACCAAUUGGCAAAAAAGGAGAGGAAGGAGCAUGCCAAUGUUCAGAAAAACUGGUAUCAAGUCUGCUUCUGUCAAUGCCAGAAAUGAAAGGACCUGCUGGUGAAAGAGGACCACCAGGAUAUGAUGGCCCCGUUGGACCACCAGGUAAAACUGGUAACAUUGGUCCUAUGGGUGAAAGAGGACCAAUGGGUUUGAAAGGAGAACCCGGAGCUAGGGGGGACGAUGGUUUACCAGGUAGAGAUGGGACUGUUGGACCAAAAGGGGAGCCAGGUAAAGAUGGCAUUCCAGGGACACCAGGAGAAAGAGGGCCCAGAGGAGAGCAGGGACCUCCGGGUGAAAUACGUUUGGAAACAGACGAGGAGAUAAAGUCAAGAACCGUAGUUUUACCUGGUGAAAAAGGAGAUGAAGGACCAGUGGGACCUCCGGGUAGGCAAGGCGAAAGGGGUGAAAGUGGAGAUCGAGGUGAGAAAGGGGAACCUGGACCAAUGGGACAAAAAGGAGAUCAGGGUCACAAAGGUCUUCAGGGCCCUAGAGGUGAAAAGGGUGACAUAGGUGAGGCGGGAGAGGAUGGAUUACCUGGGACACCGGGCACACAUGGCCGGCCUGGAGAUAGAGGCGAAAAAGGUGAAAGAGGUGACAAGGGAGAUAAAGGUGAAGACGGACGGCCUGCAUCGCUAAAAUCAGUUUUAGAUGCUGAAAAUGCAGAGGUAGUGGAAAAAUUGAGAGGGAUCAAAGGCGAAAGGGGAGAAAGAGGUGAAAAGGGUGAAAAAGGCGAUCGAGGGGAUACAGGAUUACAAGGGCCAAGUGGAAAAGAUGGUAAAGAUGGCAAAGAUGGAAAGAAAGGUGAUGUCGGUCCAAUUGGAAAGACUGGGCCUAAAGGAAACCAAGGAGAACGAGGUCUACCUGGAGAAGUACCUGAAUCAAAAAUAGCUUUAUUGAAGGGUUCAAAAGGAGAUAGAGGGCAUCAAGGACCAAAAGGAACACCCGGACCUACUGGUAGUAAAGGAGAACCGGGAGAAAGAGGUCCAGUUGGUCCUCGGGGACUAACUGGAGGAGAAGGUGUCCCAGGACCUAUAGGACCAAUGGGACCAGCAGGUCAUAAUGGCACGAAGGGACAAAAAGGAGAAAGAGGCGCCAGUGCGCCGCCAGUCGAUUUGUACAAGCUAAAAGGUGAAAAAGGAGACCGGGGUCUCCCUGGUGAUCCUGGCCCUCCAGGGAAGUCUGGGCCAGAAGGUCCACCUGGUAAAUGUAUGGAAGCACCUGUUCGGCCACCCAUACCAGGUCCACCAGGACCGCCGGGUCCACCUGGGCCUCAGGGAAUUUCCAUCGUUGGUCCUAAAGGAGAACCUGGUGUCACGCACAUACAGGAGACGUAUCAGACAUUUGUCAAAGCUCCAGGUGACCCAACUGAUGAGGAUGACUUCUAUACACUAAACACUAUGGUGUUUAGGACGAAACGUGCUCUUUUGAAGAAAACAGAGGAAACGGAGCUUGGAACGUUAGCGUACGUUUUAAAGGAGAAAAUAUUGCUUCUCAGAGUUGAAAACGGCUGGCAAUAUGUUGUGAUGGCUUCCAUGUUGGAUUCAAAGCCGACCCCGCCGCCUACAACGACGACUACUACGACAACCACCACUACUACAACUGCCAGGCCAACUACUACAACUACAACUACAACUGCCAGGCCGACUACUACAACUACUACUACAACUGCCAGGCCGACUACUCCAUCAACUGCCAGUCCUUUUGUACAACCAGUCGUUCGUCCAUCGAAGAGAAGAGGCUACAUUCGAAUGGUGGCUCUGAACGAUCCAUAUACAGGAUAUAUGUUGAGUCAUAAUAAAAAGGUUGGACGCGAAGGUGCUGACCAGUUGUGCUAUGAACAAGGCAAGAUGUUCAGACUUGGUGCAACGUUUAAACCAUUUUUGGCAACAAGUGAUCAAAACCUCAUCAAUAUAGUUGGGAGGGCUGAUUGGAAUGCUCCAGUGGUCAAUCUUAACAGAUCGCUCCUAUUUCCCUCUUGGGCAAGCAUUUUCUUUGGGAGUGGAGCAGAAUUCAUCAAUCCUGCUACUAUCUUCAGUUUCAAUGGGAAAAGCGUUAUGAUUGACUCGCACUGGCCAACUAAGACAGUAUGGCACGGUGGCCAAAACGACCACUAUGGCUCAGCAGAUUUGGACGCCAAUUGCAACAAUUGGAAGAGUGGCUCUAAGCAUUAUUAUGGAGUUGCAUCGUCAUUAGCUGACAAUCGUCUAUUAAACCAAGAAUUAUACACCUGUGAUAGUAACUUUAUAGUUCUUUGCGUAGAAGUAGAAGCUUUCAAAGGCGAUCCAAUGAAAGUGCGGAGACGACACCGUCGCGGCCGGCGGCAUAAUAUAAUUUAUUAA
Messenger RNA from Spodoptera littoralis (African cotton leafworm), 3285 nucleotides. The record is from the annotation of a GenBank genome assembly. NCBI's taxonomy places the organism in Eukaryota, Metazoa, Arthropoda, Insecta, Lepidoptera, Noctuidae.